AUGGCAAGCUAUUCAACUUCUAACUUCUACAACCUCUAGUCUAGAACAGACAUAACAGGUACAACACAACAAUGAGUUUCUCCCAGAUGCGAUGAACUUAGCCUUCCCCGGCAAACAUGGCAAGAUCUCCAGUGCCUGCACGGGAUGGCCCUUAUCCAGCCUUUACGCGCUCUGCCACGGCUCCUAUCGAGUUGUCGUCCCCUCGCUCGGCCCGCUCCCAUCUCGCGCCUGAAGAUGCCUUCACCUCCCAGUUGUCUCCGCGCCGUGAUCAUUCCGCCGCAGUACACGACUCGGCCACUGAACUGCGCCCGAGUGUCGCUAGAAACAAACUCGAUAGCCGGAGCCGGAGUCGCAGGAGGAGACGCAACUGGAAGAAACUGCUCUGGGUCAAGCAAUCAUAUCCGGAUAACUACACGGACCAGGCGACAUUCCUCGAGAAUCUCCAACGAAACCCCCGUCUACAGCCCUACGAGUUCUGGCCCCUUGUCGCCGAUAUCAGCGUUGUCUUGCAACAAGUCUGCUCUGUUACAAUCUUUGUUGUUUGUUUCGUGGGUAUCUUCCAAGAGCUUGUCUCGCCUGUCUCUAUCGUUGGUUGGGGAAGCUUCGCGACAUUCGUGGGAUGGCUCAUCUGGGACAAUUGGGUCGGUUUAGAAGAUGAAGAUGAGGUGUUGCAGAGGCGUCGCAGUAAUCGCAAUCGCGCUGCAAGGGAACAGCCGAGUCGUCGUGAUCGCCCCCAAUCUUCCCUCGCCGGUCUCUCCUCAUCUGCUACCGGGUCCAUGACCAAUUUAGCAGCCGCCGAGCGUGCGUAUCCUCCGACAACCAUUUACCAGUCACAUUCUACCUCUGCUCUUUCCCUUCAGUCUAGUAUAUCACAGGCGAGCAAUAUGGCUAGGUCCCCUAAUGACUUGUCAGACGAUAUCAAGCACCGGCCACUAUCUCCUCCCCCAUGCAACCGUACAACUCUGCGGUUGGGCACUAUUAAGUCGGCUAUUCUCAUCUACUCUACUCUCCUAGGGCUGUCGCCUAUUCUCAAAUCCCUCACGCGAUCUACCUCAUCUGAUAGUAUUUGGGCCAUGUCUUUCUGGCUACUUGCCAUAAACAUAUUCUUCUAUGACUACUCUGGAGGAGUUGGCGUCAAGUUCCCCGCCUCGCUCUCCACAAACGCUGCCCUUAUGGCGUCGACCGUAUUAGCUUCACGACUUCCUUCCACCGGACAAGUGUUCAGUCUCACCCUAUUUAGCAUCGAAGUUUUCGGGCUUUUCCCCGUUUUCAGACGGUAUGCCAGACAUCAGAGCUGGAGAUACCACGUCGCUCUAUCCAUCAUGCUCGUAAUAGGAGCCGGCGCUGGGGUUGGCAUGAUACUAGGUGCUGAGAAAGACGCCUUCUCACCGUGGAAGAGCGGCCUUUUGGGUGUGCUCGUCGCCACUCUCAUUACUAUAGUCGCUAUAGGCGGCUGUAGCUGGUGGCUGAUUUCACUGCAGAAGUAUAAAAACGCCAUCAAUGGGCCCUGGGACCAAGCACGGCCUAUCAUCAUCAGCCGCAGGCAGCUGUGGGAUGACGAUUAAUGAAAAUAAUGAUAAGAUCCAUCGCACUCGCUUCUUGAGUCCUGUCCACUGCUAUCUGUUCGACCCAUGUCUCUUGCAGCUUCGGUACGAUCUUUGAGUGUCAUCUACUUAUGCUACCGAUGCUCUAUGUGUUUCUCAUGAGUAGGUCUAGGACUCUGUGUGUGAAGCAACAUAGUAUCCGAGUAUUAGACGUAGGCAUAUUCAUCAUCUACCAACGUGCUGUGUAGCCUCGUCAUUAGGCCACGGGGUUCCGAUAUCGCGUAAUAAAAGCCGAGAUGUGAGGUCGUGUUGUAACAUUGCGUUUGUGGUAGGAGAAGAGGCUUCAUUGUCAAACUUCGAUCACUUGUAUCGUGUGUAAUCACAAUGAAUUAGGAUGGCGAUACGGUCGCUCCUCACACCUUGUCAGGGAAAUAGAGUACACAUGACAGUAAGGUUCUCUCGUACGCUUCUCAACUCCUCGGCACCGGCAGCGACUGAUUUCAUCUUGCCAGCGGUUGAUGGUAUAGGAAAUGGAGGUGAGUGCGAAGACGCCUGCAGGUUCUGCUGGAGAAGUUUAAACUCUAUUCUCACUCAGAUAUUAUUUGACAGCUGGCUGUGAUUUUGAGAAUCGUGUAUGCAAUAUAAGG
Xylaria bambusicola is the source of this 2191-nucleotide messenger RNA. Its product is annotated as phosphatidylinositol N-acetylglucosaminyltransferase-domain-containing protein. The transcript has 2 exons. Gene Ontology annotation, biological process: GPI anchor biosynthetic process. NCBI's taxonomy places the organism in Eukaryota, Fungi, Ascomycota, Sordariomycetes, Xylariales, Xylariaceae. The coding region runs from base 117 to 1565 and encodes 482 amino acids. Gene Ontology annotation, cellular component: glycosylphosphatidylinositol-N-acetylglucosaminyltransferase (GPI-GnT) complex; membrane. The record is from RefSeq and is a predicted model, not a curated record.